AUGAGGUCACCGUCCCACCAAAAUUUAAAUACCGAAUAUACCCUUAGUCCACCGUCGACCCCGCCCCCCACCGCCUACCGCAGCCGCCGGCCGCCACCGGCCACCGCACGCCGGCCGCCGCCCGCCGGCCGCCCAUCGCCGCCGCCGCCCGCCGCCGUCGGCCGCCGACCGCCGCCGUCGGCCGCCGACAGUCGGCCGCCGAUCGCCGCCCGCCGGCCGCCCAUCGCCGCCCGCCGAUCACCGGCCGGCGCCCGACCGCCGACCGUCCGGUGGUGGCGGCGGUCGGCGGGCGGCGGCGAUGGUCGGCGGCCGGCGACGGCGGCGGCCGGUAGCUGCCGCAAGCUCCGGCAGAAGUGCGGCGACCGUCAGUAG
Molecule: messenger RNA, 372 nt
Organism: Zingiber officinale
Lineage: Eukaryota; Viridiplantae; Streptophyta; Magnoliopsida; Zingiberales; Zingiberaceae
Product: proline-rich receptor-like protein kinase PERK8
Exons: 1
Coding region: 1-372 (123 amino acids)
Source: RefSeq, a predicted model, not a curated record